AGCCGCCGCGUUGACGUCGCCAAAGACUGGAGCGACGUUUAAAGCAGCAGCAGCCGCAGCAGCAGCAGCCGCAGCAGCAAGCAAAAUCGCCCGGGGAGUCGAACGGCUUCUUGGAAUCCUCCCCACCGUUCCGCGGCCGGAGGAGGAGAAGCAGCGGCAGCGGCGGCGCUAGGAAGCAGGCAUGGAGAGCAAAAAACUGAUUUCUGCUACAGACAUUCAAUACUCUGGCAGUCUGCUUAACUCCUUGAAUGAGCAACGUGGUCACGGACUCUUCUGUGAUGUUACCGUUAUUGUGGAAGAUCGAAAAUUUCGGGCCCAUAGGAAUAUUCUUUCGGCUUCAAGUACAUAUUUCCAUCAGCUCUUCUCAGUUGCUGGUCAGGUCGUUGAACUGAGCUUCAUCAGAGCCGAGAUCUUUGCAGAGAUUCUCAAUUACAUCUAUAGUUCUAAAAUUGUUCGUGUGAGAGCAGAUUUACUUGAUGAGUUAAUUAAAUCAGGCCAGUUGUUAGGAGUGAAAUUUAUAGCAGAGCUGGGUGUCCCACUGUCACAGGUUAAAGGUAUCUCAGGUACAACACCGGAAGGUAAUGCUCAAACCUUACCUGCUGAUUCUGGUGACAAAAACAUUGUAAUAGAAAAGUCAAAAGAUGAAACUCAAGACAAUGGGGCUAUUAACAUGCCUAUUAUAACAGAGUCUUUUUCAUUAUCUGCUGAAGAUUAUGAAACGAAAAAAAUCAUUGUUACUGAUUCAGAUGAGGAUGACGAUGAUGUCAUUUUCUGCUCUGAGAUUUUGCCUGGAAAGGAGACUUUGCCAAGUAACAAUGAAGUAACCCAGGUCCAGCCUAAACCAGGACCUGUUCCUAUUUCUGAUGUGGCGCCUUGUGCCAGUAAUAACUCUCCUCCUUUAACAAGUAUCACACCUACUCAGAAAUUUCCCACUCCUGUGAAUCAGGCAACUUUGAACCAAAUACAAGGAAGUGAAAAAUUGCUAGUAUCUUCAGCUCCAACCCAUCUGACUCCCAACAUUAUUUUAUUAAGCCAGACACCGCUUACUCCACCUCCCAUUGUCAGUUCUUCACUUCCUAGUCAUAUGUCGUCUCCUAUCAACUUAUUGGUACAGAAUCAGCAGACACCAAACAGUGCUGUUUUAACAGAAAGCAAGGUCAAUGAAGAAGUGGAGGAGGAAAUUAUAGAUGAUGAUGAUGAUACUAUUAGCUCCAGUCCAGACUCAGCAGUCAGUAAUACCUCUUUGGUCCCACAGGCUGAUACCCCUCAGAAUGCUCCUUUUGAUGGGUCAUUGGUACAAAAGAUGCAGAUUCCUACACUUGUGCAAGAACCAACUUCGCAUUCUUUAAAAGUUUCAGAUAUAAUUACUAGAAACACUAAUGAUCCAAGCUUAGGAUCAAAAUAUCUCAUGGAGGGUCAGAAGAUCAUUACUUUAGAUACAGCUACUGAAAUUGAAGGACUGUCCACUGGUUGCAAGGUUUAUGCAAAUAUUGGUGAAGAUACUUAUGAUAUCGUGAUCCCUGUCAAAGAUGACCCUGACGAGGGGGAGGCCAAACUUGAUAAUGAACUAUCAAAAACGUCUCACAGUGAGUCUACAAGCAAACGUAUGAAAGUAAAGCAUGAUGAUCACUAUGAGUUAAUAGUAGAUGGAAGGGUCUAUUAUAUCUGCAUUGUAUGCAAAAGGUCCUAUGUCUGUCUGACAAGUUUGCGAAGACAUUUCAACAUUCAUUCUUGGGAAAAGAAGUAUCCAUGCCGUUACUGUGAGAAAGUAUUUCCUCUUGCAGAAUACCGCACAAAGCAUGAAAUUCAUCAUACGGGGGAGCGACGGUAUCAGUGUUUGGCAUGUGGCAAAACUUUCAUCAACUAUCAUUUCAUGUCUUCACACAUAAAGUCAGUUCAUAGUCAAGAUCCUUCUGGGGACGCAAAGCUUUAUCGUUUACAUCCAUGCAAGUCUUUACAGAUCAGACAGUAUGCAUACCUUUCUGAUAGGUCAGGCACUAUCCCUGUCAUGAAGGAUGAUGGUAUUGGUUAUAAGGUUGAUGCUGGCAAAGAACCACCAGUAGGGACUACAUCUACUCAGAACAAGCCAAUGAGCUGGGAAGAUAUUUUUAUUCAGCAGGAAAAUGAUUCCAUUUUUAAACAGAAUGUAACAGAUGGCAGUACUGAGUUUGAAUUUAUAAUACCAGAGUCUUAUUGAACUUCUUUGAAAUAUCAGUAUGGAGCUGGAUUAAGGGGUAGAGAUUACAAAAAGCCUGUAAAACAAAUUAGGGUGAAAACAGGUUAAUCUGAUCUAGCACCUCCUCUGAAGGUAGUCUAGUUGAAUUGUUUGUUAAUAAUUUUAGAAGCAAUCUUCUCUGAAAGUUUGAGUAGAACUUGAAAAGUUGUGCCCCCAAGCAUCUGUUUAGUUAGCUUUCAGCUCAUUUCAAAGAAAAAAAUUAAAAUUCAGAGAGAUUGUUUCUCGGAUAGAAUUUGAAACAGUCUGAAUAUUCUUUGAAAAUCACUGGAGUUUCUAGCAUACCCUAGUAGUACAUUUUACAAUUCCCCCCCUUUCAUGUUAGCACUUUACUGCUCAAUUCCCAGUUUUCUUUUUUAACAUCAAGACUAAAAUGUAUGUUGUGUCUUGUAUAUGGUAUUAAAAAGUAAAGGACUGCCAAAAAUUGUUCUAGAAAAUUUCAGAAUAAAUCUUUACUUCAUUGUGUAUUCUGCUAGUCUUAAAUGGAUAGCGACCUCCUGCCUCUUCCCAUGAAAAUAGCAAUGCAAACAAGUCAUAUGAAGAAUAAAUUAGUUGUAGCUAAUUAGAAUUAACACUUGGCUUUCAUUACCACACAGACUGUAAAAGACUUUGGUGGCUAGGCCAUUAUAGGCUUUGCAGUAUGGUCUCUGGGCAAAAAAAACUUAGUGGAAAAACAAAUAUAUGGAGAAUGAGCUACUGCCUGCAGACAGGAGGAAACAAAAAGUUCUGUUGCACUUAUUUUUAAUUCCCUGUUCUUACAGGAUAGAAAAAGUAGAGUUCAAUGGAGAUUUCUUUUUGUUCAUUAUGGUUGAGAAUAUUCUGAAAUGCUAUAAAUUUUUAACCUGAAAGCCACCAAAUGAAUCUUUAUACAUUAUUUAUGUAUAAUCUUUGUAAAUGAUAGAUCCCAUAGAUGAGACUCCUAUGUAUUUUGGGUGGAGGCUACUGGCAUAUAUUUUUAAAUGUUUAUAUUAGAAUCUCUAAUAGGAAGUUUUCAUUUGAAAUAGUGUAUGUGGUGAUCUAGUAUUUUCUUUUCAGCAAGUUCUUUGAGUGUUUUUUUAAAAACUCUUGAUAAUUAGGACUAUCCCAUCUGCAAAUUGCUGCACUAUUAAAGCAAUCAGAAACUACAUAUAGGAUGUUGUAUAAGGUUGUAAAGUCCCAUUUGACAACAACAAAUACCACCUUACUUCCUUUCAAGAUGAAACAUAUUUAAACACUUAGAAAAUAAAGUUAAAUUGCAUCUAAUUGCUAGUACUGAAAGGAAGCAGGUUGGAACAAAUAUGUAGCCUACCAUUUAUAACAAGAUUAGCUUGAACUGUAAAUUUUUGGGAAGGAAAAAAAUUAAUAGCCACUGGAAAAGAUUAUUGUUUCAUUGUCAUUAGCUAUUCAUAACUUUAAGUAUUUCUUAGUUCAACAUAGAUAUUUUCUUUCUCCUGCUCAUGUAAUUGUAAAAGUAGUCUAUUUCUUGACUUUGAACUCAAAGCUUUAAUCAUAUUUGCUCAUGUAUUCAAUUCUUCUAAUGGUAAGCUAGAUUUGGAGAUAGUGGUUUCAGUGUUAAGAAAUACUGGUAGCUGAAGAUAGCAGGCAUCAGUAUUUGCAGUAAUACAAGGAAAAAGGAAAAAUAUUUCUUUGGCUUAUCAAGGUCUGGAAUGAUAUACACUUAUCUGCAUACUGUUUUAUGAACCUAGACGUUCAAAUCAUUUUAUAAAGUGUACCUUAGAAAAUUUGAAAUCACCUUAUAACUUAAGAAUGAUUUUUAAUCACAGUGUUUUCUUUCUUUGUAGAUACUGACAGCAUUGCUCUUUGAGUAUAGGGUAAACUCUGAAAUGUCCUGUCAUAUAUUUUUUAUUUCAUUAAUGCUGUUUCACCAGUCAGACAUAGUUGGUUCUACCAAUGUGAUUGAUAUUGAUGCCAGCGGAACUUCCAGUUAUUUCAGACUCAACUGCUAGUCUCACUAAGCAUAUCAUGAUAAGUCAGAAAUC
Perognathus longimembris pacificus (Pacific pocket mouse) is the source of this 4212-nucleotide messenger RNA. RefSeq names its product zinc finger and BTB domain containing 33 (gene Zbtb33). Lineage: Eukaryota; Metazoa; Chordata; Mammalia; Rodentia; Heteromyidae. Gene Ontology annotation, biological process: regulation of transcription by RNA polymerase II. Bases 182 to 2197 code for a protein of 671 amino acids. Gene Ontology annotation, cellular component: nucleus. The transcript has 2 exons. The record is from RefSeq and is a predicted model, not a curated record. Gene Ontology annotation, molecular function: protein binding; DNA-binding transcription factor activity, RNA polymerase II-specific; RNA polymerase II cis-regulatory region sequence-specific DNA binding.